ACGUUGCAGCCCACAGGACAUCCUUGCGCGCUGUCAAAGGGCGACUCGAUGCAUCGGUUCGGGCUUAGUACGGCGACGUCGUGUCCUUCUCCUGCCACUCAAAAGUUGACGAUAUAAAUUCCAAAUACUUAUCCUUGGACGGUCUGCAUUCAUCUUGGAUGAAAGAUGUGCUCCCACACUGGAACAUCACGGUUCCCCUCCAUCCACAUCCUUCUCUUCCUUGUCAUGCUUCCAGCGGCUUUCUCCUUCUCACGACCUCAGUGGAUUCUUCAGCGUGUCCCCGUGGUCCUCCCACAGCAAAGCGAGAGUCGCCCGGCCCCACGCUUCCUGUCCCAAGCCCGCCUUAACGUCAGCUCCGCGUGUGACCCAGAAUGCCACAAAACAGCGCCUUUGCCUAGCUACUGGGACUUGGAGCAAUUUCUGGCUUAUGAGACUCUUCACUCAGACGGUCGACUCACUGAGACCGCCGUCGGGCUCUACGGUUAUAACUUGGCAUCCAACAAAAGCCCCGCAUACUCCUUGGCGCCGUCUGAGAAAGGCCAACGGUCACAUACCAGACGAAAGCGUCAGAUCUUUGGUCACGAUGGGCGAUACAGCAUUGCAGGGCACAACUUUGUGCUUAAAUAUCCUUUCUCCGUGGCUGUCAAACUGUCCACCGGAUGUUCUGGUACUCUCGUCGGGGACCGGCAUGUUCUAACGGCCGCUCAUUGUGUUCAUGACGGUAAAAACUAUGUGAAGGGCGCUCAGAAGCUCAGAGUGGGCUUUCUAAAAGCCAGACAACGGGAUCUACGGUCUCCAAUUUCCAACUUGAGCAACCAUGUUGAGAGCGGGCCAAACGUCGGCCCAAUCGUGUCAGAGAAGAUGAAGUUCCAGUGGAUCCGGGCAAAGCGCACACAUGUACCCAAAGGAUGGAUUAAAGGCAAUGCCAAUGACAUCGGGAUGGACUACGACUACGCGCUUUUAGAACUCAAGAAAGCCCACAAACGGCGUCACAUGAAGUUGGGUGUGAGUCCUCCUUCUCAGAGGCUUCCCGGGCGACGGGUUCACUUCUCCGGGUUCGAUAACGACCGUCCGGGACAGUUGGUGUAUCGUUUCUGUCAGGCCGGAGAGGAGACGUCAGACCUGCUCUACCAGCACUGCGACGCCCAGCCGGGGGCCAGCGGGUCGGGGGUCUACGCCCGAAUGUGGGACGGGCGGCGUCGGCGAUGGGAGAGGAAGGUGAUCGGUGUGUUUUCUGGGCACCAGUGGGUGGAGCGUCAAGGGGCGUCUCAGGAAUUUAAUGUCGCCGUGAGAAUCACGCCUCUCAAAUACGCUCAAAUCUGUUACUGGAUAAAAGGAAACUUUGUGGACUGUCGGGAAGGCUGAGGAAGUACAUUGAUGUGUUAACACCGCUCACAGCACUGACGAAAAAUGAUCUCCAAAACUCAGAGUGGAAACAAAAGUCACAGAUACUACAGUGAACCCCUGCGAAGAGCAAAAAUCCGUCAAUAAUUGAUGACCACCCAAAAGGGUUUGUAGUUGUCGAGAGAUGCCACAAAAUGGUAGCAAAACACUUUUUUCCCCCAAUUCAACACAGCCUCACCAGAUGGUGACUUUUUCCAGCAAAUGUGGAAAUGUUUCUCACUUAAAAUAGUGACAAAAAGCUAUUUCUUUCGAGCUGCUCGCAUCUCCUGUCUCUCAUUAGUGUUGUUGUCCGGUAGAUUGCGUAGCGUAGAUAGUAGCCUCGGUCUGUUCCCGGUUUUCCAGAUCGGUUUCAAGAUACUGACAAAAUAAAAGUGGUCAAUGAGUCCA
Hippocampus comes (tiger tail seahorse) is the source of this 1791-nucleotide messenger RNA. RefSeq names its product serine protease 23-like. Bases 166 to 1365 code for a protein of 399 amino acids. Gene Ontology annotation, molecular function: serine-type endopeptidase activity. Lineage: Eukaryota; Metazoa; Chordata; Actinopteri; Syngnathiformes; Syngnathidae. The record is from RefSeq and is a predicted model, not a curated record. Gene Ontology annotation, biological process: proteolysis. The transcript is spliced from 2 exons.